AUGUGGAAGCUGUGUAAGUGAAAGGGACGGUUUAUACGGACAUGUCUGGGCGUAUAACAUGUCACUGUAGCAAAAGUAGAUACAGUAAAGGUAUGAAAAUUAUUCAUAUGGCUUUUUAAUACCACUGCGAAAAUUUUAAUUUUUUUUCACAAAAUGCUUCCUUAGGUGACAUGUUAUACGAUAAAACCUUUCUAAUUUUCUCCACCGCUUUUGAUGCUGUAGGAAUUCGUAAAGUAAUAACACUCGAAAAGCGCUGUUUAAGGUCGAUUUCGGGGUUCUCGGCAAUUUAUAUCGAAUUCCUCUAUAAUGAACAUAAAAUGUAGAUCCCUGCGGGUUAUUUAUAUAGAGACCCUAAUACAAAAAGCUAAACACAUUUUAAUAAAAUUUUGUUUUAGCUCUUCUGCUUAAGUCACGGAAAUGGUAACAACAAGGAAGAGCGGGAAGCUUUUUUGAGAAUCAUAAUGCAACCGUAUGGUAUCGUUCGAAGAGCCGAGCCUAUACCACCGCCGAAUCCUUUCCCGAGGCCAAAUAAGGUGUUCCAUAUUGGCCAACUGGAGGAAUGUCGGGAGUUGAGAAACAGGCUGAAGACGGAAAAGAAGAAAACGAAAAAACAAAGGACCCAACUAUCCACACUGAAUUGGAUACUAAUCAAAAAGAAGGACUACUGGCUCAAUCCGCACGGUCUGAUGAACGCAUUAGGGUUCCUUGCGUAUGGUUCAUCGUUUGAACCUAUUAGUGCCCGUUACUUCCAUAGUAACUAUAUAGUGUUGUCCAUAGUGUAAGUUAAUAUAUUACAACAAGUUGAAAAACCUUGUCGAAUAUCCCAAUUAAAUAUACAAAAAUUUAUUUUCAGCUCGCGCAAGACAGAAUCUCCAGAAGACCAACCAAUAUCGAACAUGCAGAAGACCGCCACUGCCCCAUCGUCUUUGUUUUCUGCUGUUACUCCUUCGUCGUCACAUGGACUCUUACCUUUUUGUACGUCUGCUUCUAAUCGCAUGGCGCAGAUUGGAUCAUCUGUACCUAUUGAGAUGUCAAAAGAACCCGGAUGUUCAAAAUCCACUUCUAUAUUGGUCGACAAAGCUGGUGGAACGGCUUCGAAACCUGUCUCUAAUGGAGCUGCUGUUCUAGGAGCUUUAGGUGGAGAUUAUGGUUCAUCUUCAGGAGAUGAAGAAUGA
This is a messenger RNA of Bursaphelenchus okinawaensis, 1175 nucleotides long. NCBI's taxonomy places the organism in Eukaryota, Metazoa, Nematoda, Chromadorea, Rhabditida, Aphelenchoididae. The record is from the annotation of a GenBank genome assembly.